AGCUACACCUAUAAAACACGACUGUGACAAAUGGGAACACAAGUCGCUUCACAAAUUUGGAAAGCUCUUGAUCAACGUCAGUUUCGCUCCGGACAAAAAGUAUAGCAAAAUGUUGGAGAAAAUUAAAAUACUUAGUGGUCAGAAUGCAUUGCCCUUCCCGGAACCGGGCGAUGAAGUGGUGAUAUCCGGGAUCGCCGGGAGAUUUCCGGAAUCAAACAAUUUAACGGAACUAAAAGACAAUCUUUUCAACAAAAAAGAUCUCGUUACCGAUGACGGUCGCCGUUGGAAAUUAGAUCAUCCAGACAUCCCGCAAAGUACUGGUAAAGUGUAUAAUUUGGAUAAGUUCGAUAAUAAAUUCUUCAAAAUCUCUGCCGAAGAAGCAAAUUGUAUGGAUCCUAUGGCUAGAAUACUUUUGGAACAUACCUAUGAAGCUAUAAUUGAUGCUGGAGUCAAUCCAAGAACACUCAGAGGAACGAAGACCGGCGUUUACGCCAGUGUCUGCUUUUCUGAAUCAGAAAAAAUCGUGCUUUAUGGAAAUCAGCCGAAAGGAUACGGCGCGACGGCAUGCAGCCGGUUUAUGAUGGCUAAUCGAAUCUCACAGUGGCUGGGAUUGACUGCACCCAGCUACACUUUGGAUACAGCGUGCAGUUCCAGUCUUCAUGCAUUGAAUCACGCAUACAGAGCAAUCAGGAGUGGAGAAUGCGAAGCUGCGAUCGUUGCGGGAGCAAACUUGUGUCUAAGUCCAUUGGUAUCGCUACAAUUCUGUCUUCUUGGGGUUCUGAACCAGGAUGGAAAGUGUAAAUCAUUCGAUAAUGAAGGCGAUGGGUACAGUCGGAGCGAAACCAUUUCCGUUAUAUAUUUACAAAAAGCUCGAGAUGCUAAACGUAUUUAUGCUCAGGUCGUUCACUCGAAAACCAAUUGUGAUGGUUAUAAAGAUGAAGGAAUAACGUUUCCAUCGCUAACAAUCCAACGUCAGUUGCUCGAAGAAUUUUACGAAGAGUGCCACAUACCACCGUCCAGUUUGGCGUAUCUGGAAGCGCAUGCGACCGGAACUAAAGUAGGUGAUCCUGUGGAAGUAGAUGCUAUUGACCAGGUGCUGUGCUCUGGCAGAACGACACCCCUACGAACUGGUUCGGUCAAGUCGAAUUUGGGGCAUUCCGAACCAGCGAGUGGCAUGUGUUCGAUCGCAAAGAUCAUCAUCGCUAUGGAGACAGGGUACAUACCCCCAAAUAUACAUUACAAAACCCCUCGCAAGGGUAUAAAAGCACUGGAAGAUGGUCGCAUUCAAGUGAUCACGGAACCGACGCCAUGGGAGGGUGGACUCGUCGGGAUAAACUCAUUCGGAUUCGGAGGUGCCAACGCGCACGUUUUGCUGGAGUGGAAUUCGAAAGAGAAAACCGACGAUAACGAGCGGCAUGUCGGACUGCCGAGACUCGUGGUCCUGUCGGGCCGAACCGAGGAAGCUGUUACGAUUUUGUUGGACGACCUCGAGAGCAGACCGCUCGAUGUCGAAUACGUCGGCCUUUUUCACAAUAUACACUCCGAAGAGAUCGAAGGGCAUUUCUAUCGUGGAUAUACAAUUUUUCCACCUCGGGAAACACCGAUGAAAAACAUCCGCCACGUGCAGCAUUUCUCGGGUUCGAAGCGAUCGGUAUGUUUUGUGUUCUCUGGAUUGGGAUCGCAAUGGCCCGGAAUGGGCGAAGCUCUACUCAAAAUUCCUGUAUUCGCAAAGACAAUUGAAAAGUGUGACGCAACCCUCAGGCCCUAUGGUGUCGACGUUUUUGAUAUUUUAACGAAUGAAGAUCCCAAACUAUUAGACAAUAUCAUGAACACUUUGAUCGGCAUCACGGCCAUUCAGAUGGGUUUGACAGAUUUGUUGGCAUCUCUGGGCAUCGUUCCAGAUAAUGUCAUUGGGCAUUCGAUAGGAGAAUUGGGCUGUGCGUACGCUACCAAUGGUCUCACCGCCGAACAAACAAUUCUGACAGCAUACUUCCUGGGUCGGGCUUCCGUUGAAACUAACACGAUCCGAGGUCUCAUGGCAAUCGUCACACACGGCAUCACAGACUUAGAACUGCUUUGCCCCCGUGAUAUUGAUAUCGCCUGUUACGAUAGUCCUGGAACAACAACAAUUAGCGGACCAGCCGAGUCUGUAAGAAAACUCAUCUUGAAAUUGAAGGAAAAAAGAAUUCCAGUAGAAGAGAUUCCGUGUGGCAACAUCGCCUAUCACACCCGUCACAUGACUACACUGGGCAAGACUUUGUACCCGCAUUUGGGAAGAAUCAUUCGCAAUCCAAAGCCUCGUAGCCAAAAAUGGCUCAGCACUUCGGUGCCUCAGUCGAAUUGGACUUCCGGUACGGCGAAAUUAUGCUCCGCCGAAUACUUCGUCAAUAACUUGAUCAGCCCGGUUUUAUUCGAGCAAGCAUGUUACCUGAUACCCGCCAAUGCGAUCACCAUCGAAGUCGCACCCCAUGGAAUUCUACAAUCCGUGUUGAAGACCUCAUUGAGCAAGAGUAGCAUCAACAUUGAUCUGAUGGAUCGUAAUUACCGAAAUCACGUUACCGGGUUACUUCAAAGUAUUGGAAAAAUGUACGAAGCUGGUCUGCAUCCACAAUUGACCAAUUUGUACGACGACGUUCAAUACCCAGUGAGUCGGGGGACCCCGAUGAUAUCCCCACUGCUCAAAUGGAAUCAUUCGGAGAGUUGGUUUGUAACAACUUAUGCAAUGAUGCAAAAGAUCCAUACCGGAGAUAGAGUUGUGAAAAUAUCGCUCGACAACGAUUCGUUUGAUUGGAUGGCUGGGCACAUUAUUGAUGGAAGAAAUUUGGUGCCCGCUACAGGAUAUUUAGAUUUGAUUUGGGAAACCCUAGGAAUGAUGCAUGGAGAAAUAUAUACAGAACUUUCAGUCAUGUUCGAGGAUGUCAGGUUCCAUCGAGCGGCAACAAUACCGAAAGAGGGAGAAGUUACAUUAACCCUCAUGGUCCAGAAGGGUUCCAACAGAUUUGAAGUCACUGAAGGUGGAGCUGCCAUUGUAACAGGAUUCGCCAGAAUAGUUGUAGACCCAGCGAAGGAAUGCAUUGCUGAGAAAAUAUUGGUUGAUAGUGAUGCGGAACUAGUAAUGACAGCAAGGGAUGUUUACAAGGAGUUGCGACUCAGGGGUUAUCAAUAUACGGGACAGUUUCGUGCGAUUCAAAAGGCGUCGAUCGAUGGCUCUAGAGGUCGUAUAUCUUGGGACAGAAAAUGGGCACCUUUUUUGGAUAAUAUGUUGCAAAUGAAGAUACUUGGGAUCGAUACGCGAGGAUUGUUCGUUCCAACUGGUAUUCAAAAGCUCGUUAUCAACACUCGAAAACAUGCGCAACAGCUUCGUGCCAUGUCCAAAGAUGACAAAGUAUUUGACGUGCUAAUUGACAAAGACUUGGACGUAAUCGUAGCAGGGGGAGUGGAAAUUCGCGGGUUGAAGGCCAGUGCUAUUGUUCGCAAGAAAGUAACUACCGUACCGGUUCUCGAAGAUUUCAAAUUCGUAGCACACAGAGAUCAAGCAGAAAUUGAUUUGACAGUGUCAGUUCGCAUCGCAAUGCACAUAGCACUCGAGAACCAUUUGGGUGUCACUAUAAAAACGAUCGAAUUGAUAGGUGAUGGCGAUAACAUGUCCUCCAAACAUCCUAUAUCCCCUGCGAUUCAGCAAGUUCUAGGGGAUUUGCCGCUACUACAAGCAGAUGUUAGAAUCUUCGCGAACGCUGAAACAUUCUCCACUCAAGAUUUGCCACCCACUAUCCAAGUCUCUGAACUGAAGAAAUUGGCCGGUGAAUCGGAUGCGCUUUUGGGGAUUGGAGAGGGACUUCUCACCAACAAAAAUUGGUCAGUACUGAAAAACUUGUUGGCAGCAAUUAAAAAAAUGGGUUUCGUAUUGUUGAGAGAGCCUCUUAGUGCCCCUGAGAAUAUUUAUUCUGCUGCAAAAAGCCAACACCUUGAUAUUGUAAUGGAAAAACGAACGACAAAGGAAUUGAUUUUACUUUUGCGUAAACAAGAACCGUCACCCAGACGUAUUGCUAAUAUCGUUGAAGUGAGCAAUAACGAAUUCACAUGGGUCUCUACUUUGCAAGCUCACAUAAAGGCAGAGUGUGAUAAAGAAUCUUGUCUUCGCAAUCGCAUUCUACUCGUGAGUGAGGGUGAUCUUACAAGUGGACUUAUGGGAUUCGUCAAUUGUCUCCGAAAAGAACCAGGUGGUGAUACGAUACAGGGUUUACUUAUCCAAGACUUACGAGCUCCCAAAUUUUCACUGGAGGAUCCAUUUUAUGCCGAUCAAUUAGCUUUGGGCUUGGCACUGAACGUUCUUCGUCCCGAUAGACUGUGGGGCUCUUAUCGAUUUCUCGCAAUGGACGAUUUGCCAUUACGACCCGUUCAUCAUAUCCGAAUAAAUCAACAGACACGUGGCGAUCUAAACUCACUCAAGUGGACAGAAGGCGUUAUCCAGCCAGAGUCGAAGUCGAGAGACAUCGUCAAAAUAUAUUAUUCGUCGAUCAACUUCCGCGACGUCAUGUUGGCGACGGGAAAGCUCGCGGUCGACGUAGCCGCAAAGACCAGACAGGCGCAGGAAAACGUGAUCGGAUUCGAAUAUUCCGGUAUAGAUGCAGACGGUCGUGCGGUUAUGGGGAUGGUUAAUUCUGGAGCAUUAUCGAACUUAUGCGUCUGCGACAGACAGCUUCAAUGGCCGGUACCUGACGGGUGGUCGUUGGAAGAUGCUGCAACCGCCCCGACAGUUUAUGGGACAGCCUACUACGCGCUUGUAAUGAGCGGAAAAAUGAAAAAAGGGGAUAAAGUUUUGAUUCACGCAGGAAGCGGUGGCGUUGGUCAAGCAGCUAUCAGGCUGGCACUUCGUGAAGGCUGCGAAGUGUUUACAACCGUCGGGACGCCGGAAAAACGCGCAUUCAUCAGGAAUAAAUUUCCUGAAAUCGACGACGAUCACAUAGGGAAUUCUCGAGAUACUAGUUUUGAGCAACUGGUUCUCCAAAAAACAGAUGGGCAGGGGGUGGAUAUCGUGCUGAAUUCCCUGGCCGAGGAAAAGCUUCAGGCAUCUGUUCGUUGUCUAGCCAAGGGCGGACGUUUCCUGGAGAUCGGAAAAUUCGAUCUUGCAGCUAAUAAUCCUCUUGGACUGGAAGCAUUCACAAAAAGCAUCAGCUUCUAUGGAAUUCUUUUAGAUAAUUUGUUCACAGGCGAUUCUGAUCGUAAAACAGAUCUAGUUGCAUUGUUCACUGAAGGGCUCAAGAAUGGUACGGUUCAACCACUGGACCGAACAGUAUUCCCGAUGGAGCAAAUCGAUGCGGCGUUCAGAUACAUGGCAACUGGCAAACAUAUUGGCAAGGUUAUUCUUAAAAUUCGUGAUGAAGAUGAAAAUAAGCAGUCUCCUCCUCAGCCUCUCGCAAUCCCUCGAUAUUACUGUUCAAAUGAAGGCAGCUAUCUCAUACUCGGCGGCUUAGGGGGUUUCGGUCUGGAGCUCGCCGAUUGGCUCGUACUUCGGGGGGCUAAAAAACUGGUCCUCGCAUCUCGCAAAGGAAUCAGUAACGGGUACCAACAACUAUGCAUCAGUAAUUGGAGAGGCUACAACGUUAAAGUGUCCAUCGUUGCCGGUCAAGACCCCUCAACGCGCGAAGGCUGCGAAACGAUAUUGAGAGAAGCCAUCGCACUCGGCCCAGUGGACGCGAUAUUCAACUUAGCUGUUGUGCUGAAGGACAACUUAUUUGAAAACCAAACAGUCGAAGAUUUCCAAGAAUCGUUCCGAGUCAAAGCUUGGGCUACGAAGCAGCUAGACGAGUUGUCGAGAAUAAUGUGUCCAGAUCUCAGGCAGUUCGUGGUAUUUUCCUCAGUUUCUUGCGGCAGGGGUAACGUAGGUCAAACAAAUUACGGAAUGUCCAACUCCGUAAUGGAGAGAAUAUGCGAGGCUCGAGUGGCGGAUAAACUGCCGGGCCUAGCGAUCCAGUGGGGAGCAAUCGGCGAUGUAGGCCUAGUUGCAGAAAUGCAAGAAGACCACCAGGAGAUCGUCAUCGGUGGAACCCUCACACAGCCGAUAAUAUCUUGCUUGCAAAAGCUCGACGGUUUUCUUAUACAAAAUUCCCCAGUUGUGUCCAGUAUGGUGGUUGCCCAAAAAGUAAUUGGUGGUGCUGGACCUCUAGAUCUUGUCGAAACAGUCCUCAACAUAAUGGAACUCAAAGACCUAACAACUGUUAGUCUGCACACACCCCUGGCAGAACUUGGAAUGGAUUCGAUGAUGGCAGUUGAAAUCAAACAGACCUUGGAACGUGAAUUCGAGGUGUUUUUAACCGCACAAGAUAUUCGAGCUAUGAAUUUCCAAAAGCUGCAGGAAAUUUCGGCGAAGCAUUCUGAUAAUAAUUCCACAGCAAAGGUUACGGAUACGACACAAAAAGGGAUCAUGAAUUUGAUAGAGCGAACACUAGGUACAAAUACAAUCACUGUUAAAGAGGCCUGCAUAACAUUGCCAACGAUAGCAGAGGCUGGACGAAAGGAGGUAUUCAUAAUUCCUGGCCUUGAAGGAUCGUAUGCCGUAUUCAGUCCGUUGAUUCCUAAGCUGAAAUCUCCGGCAACUUGCUUACAACUUGGAACGUCCCAAGCGCAUCAAACAUCCAUUCCAGACAUGGCAGACUAUAUGAUACAUCAUAUGAAAUCCAAAAGUGAAAGCGAAGACUUCGUCAUUGUUGGGUAUUCCUUUGGAAGUUUGAUCGCUAUAGAGCUCGUAAGACGUUUGGAGUCAGACGGGCGUAAUGGUCGUUUAAUUUUAAUCGAUGGUUCACCUGAGUACAUGAAGGUAUUAGCCGCCCUGAAUUUCAAAGUAGAUACCGAUGAGCAGCUUCAAUCCAAUGUUCUAUUGAGUCUGAUGGAUGUUAUUGGACAAUCUGCCUCUCAGAAGUUUGCCGAAAAAUUGAAAAGCUGUGAUUCGUGGGAGAAGAUGGUCGCAGCAUUCAUGGACUGUGCACCAGCGACUGUGAAUCUCAUUUUUAAACCGGAACAUCAACCGAUCUUAUGCGAGUGCAUUUACAACCGAAUUAGGGCUGUGAGGAAUUAUGAUCCUUCAUCAUUGCCGCCCCUCAGAACACCGAUCACGCUCAUCAAACCCAAGAAUGAGACUAUUGCGUUUGAUGCGGAAGACUAUGGACUAGGAUCGCUUACCAAGGAAAAAGUAAAAAUAUUCUACGCAGAGGGUGAUCAUCUAUCGAUGCUGGGCGACAACACUUGUGCAGCAGCUAUCAACGGGGAAUUAGAUGAUGCGACAUAACAUUCAAGUUGCACCUCGAUCUAUUGCUUUCGUGUUUGCUGUGAUACUUGAUCAUUUCAAUUCAAUUACAUACCCUCAUACAUUGGCGGAUUGUAAAUACAUGUUACAAAAUUCAUGAUGUAUCAGAAUAAAACACUAAACACCAACAUUGAGUUAUCACAUAAAA
This is a messenger RNA of Athalia rosae (coleseed sawfly), 7451 nucleotides long. RefSeq names its product fatty acid synthase-like. The transcript has 16 exons. Gene Ontology annotation, biological process: fatty acid biosynthetic process. Bases 110 to 7285 code for a protein of 2391 amino acids. NCBI's taxonomy places the organism in Eukaryota, Metazoa, Arthropoda, Insecta, Hymenoptera, Athaliidae. Gene Ontology annotation, molecular function: oxidoreductase activity; phosphopantetheine binding; fatty acid synthase activity. The record is from RefSeq and is a predicted model, not a curated record.